UGGAGCGUCCCAGCGCCGACUAGGAGUCGAGCGGAGGCGGAGGAGAUGGCUUCCCAGCCGCCGCCUCCCCCGAAGCCCUGGGAGACCCGGCGAAUUCCGGGGGCCGGGCCAGGACCAGGACCCGGCCCCACUUUCCAAUCUGCUGAUUUGGGUCCUAAUUUAUUGACAAGACCUGGACAACCAACACUUACCAGAGUGCCCCCACCUAUUCUUCCAAGGCCAUCACAGCAGACAGGAAGCAGCAAUGUGAAUACUUUCAGACCUGCUUAUAGUUCAUUUUCUUCAGGAUAUGGUGCUUAUGGAAAUUCAUUUUAUGGAAGCUAUAGCCCUUAUAGUUAUGGAUAUAAUGGGUUGGGCUAUAACCGCCUCCGUGUGGAUGAUCUGCCACCCAGUAGAUUUGUUCAGCAAGCUGAAGAAAGCAGUAGAGGUGCAUUUCAGUCCAUUGAAAGUAUUGUACAUGCAUUUGCCUCUGUCAGUAUGAUGAUGGAUGCUACCUUUUCAGCCGUCUAUAACAGUUUCAGGGCUGUAUUGGAUGUAGCAAAUCACUUUUCCCGAUUAAAAAUACAUUUCACAAAGGUUUUUUCAGCUUUUGCAUUAGUUAGGACUAUAAGGUAUCUUUACAGACGGUUACAGUGGAUGAUAGGUUUAAGAAGAGGCUCUGAGAAUGAGGACCUGUGGGCAGAAAGUGAAGGAACUGUGGCCUGUCUUGGUGCCGAGGACAGAGCAGCUAACUCAGCCAAAUCUUGGCCAAUAUUCUUGUUCUUUGCUGUUAUUCUUGGUGGUCCUUACCUCAUCUGGAAACUGCUGUCUACCCAUAAUGAUGAAGUCACAGAUAACACCAACUGGGCAAGUGGUGAGGAUGACCAUGUAGUUGCUAGAGCAGAAUAUGAUUUUGCUGCUGUAUCUGAAGAAGAAAUUUCUUUCCGUGCUGGUGAUAUGCUAAACUUAGCUCUCAAAGAACAGCAACCCAAAGUGCGUGGUUGGCUUCUGGCUAGUCUUGAUGGUCAAACAACAGGACUUAUACCUGCUAAUUAUGUCAAAAUUCUUGGUAAAAGAAGAGGUAGAAAAGCAGUGGAAUCCAGUAAAAUUUCCAAGCAGCAACAAUCUUUUACCAACACAACACAAAUUAAAGGAGCCACGGGUGGUGAUUCUUUGGAUGAACAAGAAGCUGCCUUUGAAUCUGUUUUUGUUGAAACUAAUAAGGUUCCAGUUGCACCUGAUUCCACUGUGAAAGGUGGCGAUAAACAAGAUCUUUGAUACCUUACAUGUUUGCCUGCAAUUGAACUAUACUUUACUUUUUAAAAAUUACUUCCUACAAGGAAACUAAUCUACAAUCCAAUGAACACAGUUGUUAAUGGCUAUUCCCGGUGUUUUGCUGCUAGAAAUUAUUAAAGUUGUACACUAGUAUGUUGGUCUAGUGACCUGGUUACAUUUUAUGAGUUCUUAGACCAUGAAGAUACUUGUUUCACCUAGAUUUUAAGAUUAUGGAGACUGCUAUCAUUUUCAUCUUACUUAAAAUUCUUUGUUUAUUGAAAGAGUAAGAUUGAUGAACUAUAGAAUACACUGUUUACUACAGUACGGAUCAUUAAUGCUUUUUAAAGUUAGAGAUUUGGAAUUGAUUUGGAAUCCUCAGAUACUGAGUGAUAACACAUAAAUAUGAGAACAAGCAAAAGGCUAAUUUUUUUACAACUUUAAUUAAACUGAAUAAUAAAAAAUUUUUGAUCUGUGUUAUA
Suricata suricatta (meerkat) is the source of this 1733-nucleotide messenger RNA. RefSeq names its product peroxisomal biogenesis factor 13 (gene PEX13). Gene Ontology annotation, biological process: protein import into peroxisome matrix, docking. Gene Ontology annotation, molecular function: protein binding. The transcript has 4 exons. Gene Ontology annotation, cellular component: peroxisomal membrane; peroxisome; peroxisomal importomer complex. The record is from RefSeq and is a predicted model, not a curated record. The coding region runs from base 46 to 1257 and encodes 403 amino acids. NCBI's taxonomy places the organism in Eukaryota, Metazoa, Chordata, Mammalia, Carnivora, Herpestidae.